AACGCACUAUACUACAAAGGCUCUCCUGCAGCCAACACAGCCAGAGCAGAAGCGGCUCUACGGAGCGAAGAAGAAAUUUUUUUGUGCAAUUUCAACUCUCCGCUGCGCGUGCAUGUGUGUGUGUGUGUGUUUUUGUGUUUGUACAUAAUAUAGUAAUAAGUGCGUGUCCGUCGUCCGAUCGCUGCUUCUUCCUUUGUUAUCAGUGCGUUUGAAUAUCGUCGUCGUCGUCGUCGGGUCGAGUAUCGAGUAUAGCGUUUGCAUCCCAAUGCUCGGUCUGUACAUAAUAUCGUCCGUGGGUUCGCAAAUAUCUCGUGUUUCAGUGUGUUCGUGAGCAGCGAGUGUGUAUAGGUUCGACGAGUCGCAGCGCGUGUGCAUAUAUUCCUUGCGUCAGUGUGUGUUACAUUAAUGCACACGAAUCAGUGUCGUACAAUAUAUUGCACAUUAUAAUAUAUUAAAGGAUCACUCGAAAAAAGAAAGAGAGAGAGAGACAAACACGCCAAGUGCGAUAUGCUCCAAGGAUCGUUUCGCACCCCGGACUCAUUGCUCGCUCCUCGCUAUCGCUAAACUACAGAAAGUGGAAGGAAUCAGGAGAAAAAGCGGAAGAUGGCCUCGGGUCCGGUGGACGACGUGGACCUGAUCGACCUCGAGAGCGGCGUAUGCGGCUUGAAUCGAGCCAGCGUGCCGGACGCCACCCCCGAGGAGCAGGAACAUCUGCUCGACGUCUGCCCGCCCAAGCUCGAGCAGAAGCUGUCGCUCACGCGACGCCAGAACGAGGAGGCGCGUCGGAAAAUCGCCGAGAGCAUCGGCAACGAUCAUCAGGAUGUCCUCGUUACGCUGGGUCACGAUCAGGUCGUGCCGCAGCGCAAACGCAUCGAUGUCGUGUCGAACGACACGAUCAAGCGAGUGCGCGACAUCACGAGGAAUCUGGCGCCGGUCAUCGGGAUCGGCUCUCCGUCGUUGGAUCGCGUCGACUACCCCGCAGCAGCGGAAAAAUCAUCGCCGUCAAAGUCGCCGAUCAAAUCGAGGGCCGGCUCGAUCGAGGAAUCGUUCGAGGCGCGCGAGAUCAACGACGCCUUCGAGUUUCUAUCCGAGCACGACGACAGCGCCGAGAUAGCAGCAGCCUGCAGCAGCAGCAGCAGCUCAACGCCACAGCAGGCCGGCGCCUCCGCGUUCUCUUAUCCUCUCGAGCCGACCUGCUACAUCAUAGAGGAUCGCGAAAAGUACUGGAGUCCAGGCUUGGAUAACGAAGCCUUCGAGAUAUCGCCGACGAGCCGCAAGCAGCAGCAGCAGCAGCAGCAGCAACAAGAGCAGCAGCAGCCUACGAUGUGGCGAAACUCGAGCGCGUUCGAUCUGUCGGACAGAUUGUUAGCCAUGGGCGGGCAGUCCGUAAAGCGGCUGAGAUCGCUCACUUACUCGGCCAUAGGCGGUGAUAUAGCGGACGAGAGACGUCGCAAAAAAUUCAAAGGCAUGAUGUACAGAAAUAGCUGGAACGGCAGCGGAGGUGGAGGUAGCGGCUCGUCUCAGGGAGCGAGCCGAGAUCUCGUGAACAAGCGAAAAAAGAAGAACGGCGUCACCAAAUCGUCGAGAAAACAUCUGAGGCGCAGGAGCGUAGGAAAACUAUCUGGAUUAAGUGGAUCUAAUCCGAGCGGAUCGUCGUCGAGCGCUGCUUGCACGGCCAGCUCGGACUCGUCGUACUCCUCGUGCUCGGAAGUCGACUGGUCCUGGGUCGAGGAGGUCGACUGCGAGUGCAACGCCGGCAACGAUAUCGGUAAUAUCGGUAAUAUCGGUAUCCACCAACGGAGCCAAGACGACGAGGAGCGGCAGCACCGGCAGCAACGAGUCGACGAGGAGGAAGAAAAACUGGUGCAAGUAAAAGGCGCAAAGGAGGAAGCGCUCGAAGGAUCAGGAGUGACGACGCGGCAGGAGGAGGACUCGUCGUCGUCGUCGUCGUACGGGCUGCAUCGCGCCUCGCCGCGAGCCCCCACCUCGAAGCGCAUGCGCGAGAGCAGCUGCAGCAGUCGUAGUAGCGGUGGAACAACGCCGCCGCCGCCGCAGCCGCCGACCGGUCGCUCCUCCGACGGCAGCAAUAGCAGCAGUAACAGUGGCGGCAGUGUCGCGAUGUCCAUCGCCGCGUCGUCGGUGCAGGCCAAAUCGGCGGAUCCGAGCCGUGUGACGACGGCGACGACGAAUCGCAGCCGCCUCGUUGCCAGUGCCGGUACCCUCGUUCACAACAACAACAAUCAUCAUCACAAUCGUCAUCAACGUCGUCGCAGCAGCAGCAACAACAACGCCAACGACGACAACAACAGUAGUGCUGUGCUAGAUUUUACCUCGAGCCAGGAUCCCGAGGCCAUUAGGCUGCAUAAUCGCAAUGAAAGCAGCGGCGGCGGUACACUGCCAUGGUUGCGGGCCUCGAUGCGGCGUCUUCGUCAGCUGCGAAUACCGGGAACGGGCUCGGCGGCCAACAACAACAGCAGCAACAACGGCAACGCAGCCGCCAACGCCAUCGACAGCAACGGGCCAAAUUCGCUACCCGACAUAGCUCUGAUAGCUCCGGAAAUCCUGGCCGCGCAGACCAACGACACGACCGGUGGACUGCUGAGGCCGUCGAGCGCCCCCGCUCCGAAUCGCAGCAUGGAGAGCGUACUGUCGAGCCCGACGAUCGAUACCUCCUCGACGACGACGCUGGCAGCAACGUCACAGGCGAUCAACGCCGUCUCCGCGGUUAUCGGGGCCAGCAGUAGUCCCCGAAGAGGUCGAAGAAGUAAUGCCGUAGCCGCGGCGGCGGCAGCUUCCGCAAGGUGUCAAGCGAGUACUGGUGCUAGUGCUAGUAGUAGUAGUAAUAAUAAUGGUACGCAAACGAGAGUGAGUCUGGCCGAGUCGACGAGCACUUGUGCCAGCUCGGCUGGCACGACGACCAUAAGCAGUGGCAGUCGUAGUUCAGUGUCUAGUGCUCAAGUUAGUCCGCAGCACCAGAGUCAGCAGCAGCAAAAUCCGCAGCGCGACCAGCAGCAACAGCAACAGCAGGCCGGCUCGCCUCACAGGAUGGGCUCCACGAGAAGAACGUGCGACAGGCCCGGAAGAGACGCCGAGCGAGAUGACGAACGAGGCGAGAACGAGGACGAGGAAGAAAAUCCACUGGGCAAAUGGCCGCACGCGCUCAGUCCAGUAUUCGCUUACCUCGGCUGUACGCUCGGGCUCUUUAAUAUUAGUCGAUUCGCCAUACUCAGCACGCAGUUUGGAUUGAAUUUUCUCCUACAGUUCCUGCUACUCUCCUUCGUCAUAGGUAUUCCGUUGUUCACGCUGCAAGUAUGUCUGGGCCAGAGGCUCGCCGCCGGCGCCGUCGACAUGUGGAAGAUAUCGCCGCUCUUUCAGGGCGUCGGCAUCGCUCUUCUACUCGCCCAAGCCUUCAUCGGCAUCUAUAGCAUAGUCGGAGUCUCCUGGAUGUUCGUUUAUUUCAGGGACUCGUUCAUAACGAAGCAGGACAGAUAUCGCUGGGCCGAGCCCUAUCCCCUGUAUCGCGACGACAUCAGGCCCACGACGAGCGGCAGCAUCAGCAAUCCCAACACGAGCAGCUUCAACAUCCGUUUCACCGAUCCGGCGGUCAGUUACAAUCUGCUGGAGACCGUGCCGGAUUACUUUAACGGCGUCGUGCUGCAGAGGCAUCAUCUGAACGAGCCCGAUCCCGGCGUCGUCACGCUCAAGUUCCAGGUGGCUUUCAACCUGGCCGUCGUCUGGAUGAUCGUUUUUGUUUCACUGAGUAAAGGACUGAGAUCGUACGGCAAGGUCGUGUACGUGUUCACGCUGGUGCCGGUCUUCGGCACACUGGUACUGUGCACGAAGAUGCUGGGAUUGCUGCCGACCAACGCGUCCGUCAGUCUGUUCUUCCCGAGCACCGUCUGGCAGGAGUUCUUCACCAACGGCCGCAGUUGGGUCGCCGCCAUGUCCGAGGUCUUUCUCACCUGGGGCCUGCUGGGCUCCGCCGCGAUGCAGAUCGCCGCGCACCACAAGCACAAGACCCUCUACCGCGACACGAGCCUCGUGAUCAUCAUGACGUUCCUCGUGCUGCUUCUGGCGAGUUUCCUCGCCAACACCUGCUCCAACAUUCUCAAGUAUCACGGCUACGUCUACACGUCCAGCUCGUUUGAACGGAUAUCGGUGUACUCGUUCAUGAAGCCGUACAAUCAGAUAUUCACAUCGGACUACAACACGCCGGAGCGUCUGAUGCCCCACGCCUCGUUUCUGGUCGGUGAGCGCGUGACGAAGCCCAACGCCGAUCUCAACUACGAGUCCGGAUAUCAGGUUUUGAGGCUGGCGACCGAACUGGUGCCGGCGACCCUCGCCGCUCUCGGCGCCGAGCAGGUCUCGCCUUUCUGGGCUGUGCUAUUCUACUUCAUCCUUAUACUGUUCGGCAUUGCUCAACAGUUAGCGAUCUGGCAUUGCGUUAUAACUGGUAUCAUGGCCAUAAAUACGAAGAUGAUGAAGCUGUGGGAGACGACGAUUACGUUCUUCAGCUGCGCUUGUGCAUAUAUACUGGGUCUUCCAAUGGCUACUGAGUUGGGCAUCUACGUUGUUUAUUAUUUGGAUUACACGAUCGGCGGUGCCUGGUGGAUCAUAGUCCUGUAUCUGGUUCAGGUGAUCGCCGUUUUUGCCGUGAGAGGUCGACCGCACACCGGUGAUAUGGUGGUUACUGAGCUAGUCCCGAAUUACGGCUGUCUGAAGUACUGGGCUGGUCCUCUCCUAUCGUUCACCUGGAAUGUGAUCCUCCCCAUCGCGAUGAUGAUUAUGAGCAUAACCAUAUUCAAAAACACCGGUUACCGAGAGCUCUACAGCUAUCGUCGCAUGAGCAAAGACUACUGGUACGUCUGGGCAAGGCAACUCGGCGCUUCGAUACAGCUCGUGCCGAUCUUGCUGAUACCGGCGGUGGCCAUAAUACAGACCUGUCGUUACCUCAACAGCGGACCACCCGAUGUGUUCGACGACGAUGAUCAAGUGGAGGUGAAUUUAAGUCACUGUAAUCAAUGCAACGGCAGAAUCCAGCUGCUCUAUCGACCACCGAUGGACGUCGACGAUCCGAACGCCGAUCCCAUUCAGCUGGGCGCUGCCAAUGGGAUGGGCAACGGACACGGCAACGGGCUGGUCGCGUCGAGCACGGAUCUGCCCUUCGAGGACCCGCCGCCGAAGUACACACCGCCGCCCAGCUACACGACGGCCACGGGCGCCCGAAUCGCCAAGAUGCUUCGCCAGAGCUAUCGGCGCAGCGUCCGACGUAUCACUAGUAUUUUAGGCGACGGCCAGGUCGCCGGAGGUGCAGUGACCAGACAGAGACCGGCACUCCAGCAGCAACACCAGCCACCGCCGCCCGAUUACGCGGCCGUACUCGUGGAGAUGAAUCAGAGCGUGUCGUCUCGCGACGUUGCCAUACACAUCAGCGAGGAUCGACCGGACGUGGCUAACGUCAGACGCUCGAUUCGUCAACCGAGACGGGUUCCGAAUCAACGCAACUGCAGCACUAUGGAGCGCAAUCCGUCUCGCCCCGUGGAUCGUUCGCUCGGUCGAGGACACUACUCGAUGGACCGACGCGUCCCAAUGACGCUGCAGCAGCAGCAGCAACAACAAUCGGCGGAAAGUUCAGCCGCGUCGACGCUGACCGCGAGCGAGGUCGCGAAUCUGCUAAGAAGCAGCGUGCGCCACAGUCAUGGGAGACGACUGCAGCAAAAUCAUCAGACUUCUCCUCCUCCUGCUCGUGGCAACGCUCCUCCGAACGUGUCCAUAGCGGUGAACGAGGCGGACUCGAGCGCGAUGACGCAGCGAGAGUCGCUCAACGUGGCGUCGGCGGAAAAUUUGGUCGAAGCCGCGGCGCCGAUCGGUCGCGAGCCGACCGUCGAGCAGCAGGAUUCAAAGAAGACUGCGCCCCCGAGCCCUGUUUCUGUGAUAUAGACUGAUCGUGAACGAUGCAGGAUUUAUUGUUUCGCAAUGUUGUUCGAUUGUACGUUGAAAAUUUUACCUGCUUGUUCAUGAGUCGAUGCUUGUAUGAGUAAGAACAUAUCUUACGUGUGCAAGACUUAUGAAAAGUAUGAAUUUUCCUCUAUUUAUAGCUAAUUUUUAUCCAUAAAUAUGAGUGUUUCGGUUAAUAACGAUUGUGACGUGGACGAUAUUUCGUCUUUGAUUGUGUAUAUAUACACAUACUCGAAAUUGAUCGUUAUUACCUGUUGUCGAAUUUUUUAUUUUAUUUGUUUUAAAAGAUGAGUUUGACCGAGUGUUUACCCGUCUUCUCAAAUGUUCAACUGAUUAGACUUGAUUUUCAUGUUUUUAAAAAAGUCAGUAGUGUAAGUUUUAAACAUUGUAACCGCUCGAUUUGUAAACAGUAUCGUUUAAGGUCGUGUAUAAAUAAUAUAAUAAUUCUAUAAAAUCGUAUAGUAAAUGUAAAUUUUGAAUGACAAAAGUAUUUAUAAGUAUAUGUACAGUUACAGAAUAAGUGAGUAUCAAAUUCAAGCAAAAUCAAUACAGGAUAAUAGUAACAAAAUUAAGACUAAAAUUUAACUUUCAGAGCACAAAAUGUAAGAAUUGAUUCAUAUUUGCACAAAAAUACUGAAAAUCUUCACUGUUUUUGAAAACAAUUUUACGAAAUAACAUAUCCUCUUCAAAUUUAUAAGACUUUUAAAAAACUAACAAGUCAAAAUAUGUUUUCUUGAUACCCCAAUCGAAGGCAAUAUUUUUGGCUCUGCUGACAAAACAAAUAUUUUAUUUUACAUUGAAGGACUAGAGUAGAAGUAUACACACCGUGGGAAAUAAACAAGAAUGCCUUAUUUACAUGUGAUCUGAGACAUUCUUUUUUUACCCCCUCAAGUCCGUAUUUUACUAUAAAAUCUAUGAUUGAAGAAAAUUAAUUAAUCGCAGAAUAUUAUGAGAGUUAGAAAUCGUUUUUGGAAUUACUGUACCAAAUUAUAGCUGCAAAUAACACGCAAUGUAUAUGAAAAAUAAUCGUAUGAACUGUAAAUAUGUUUAGUGUGUCCUGACAUAUGACAUUACGUCAGACUGUUUUUUCAUAUCUACAAUGUAAAAUAUUUGAAAAUGCUCUAAAUAAAUGUCAUGUAUGUUUUAAUGGUUCAGUGUUCAUGAGUGUAGACACUAAUUAGAAUAUUAACUAGAUAUCUUUUAAUUCCAUGUACAUUUAUCUACUGUUUAAAAAACUUAAUUAUCGACGAGACUUAUAUAUUAUAAAUGUUUAUAAUAAAAGCAGCAAUUCAGUGCUUUGUGAUUCAAAAACAUUAAGAUCCACGUUCAUUGCUUCCUUCUCUCUCUUUCUCUUUUUAUCUUUAUCAACCGAUAAAAAGUAUGUUAAAGCAUACUAUAAUUAGAGAAAACUUUCACAAUAAUCUUUACAGAAUUAUAUUAAAUAAACUUUUAUGAUUUUUAUCUCAAAUGGUACUUCAAUUUCUUUUUGAACAUAUUUAUCAUCAUUAUCAAGUGCAUAUUAAUAGCUUUGUUGACCAAGAAUCAGUGAAGAUUUCAAAAUAUGAACAAACUACUUUGAUUCAAUAAAUUCUGUUAGCUUACAAAUAUAAUAAAGUAUAAAAUUUCAAACUAUUAAAAUAAUACCCAGAAAACCAGUA
Messenger RNA from Trichogramma pretiosum, 7616 nucleotides. RefSeq lists its product as uncharacterized. The coding region runs from base 604 to 5940 and encodes 1778 amino acids. Gene Ontology annotation, biological process: sodium ion transmembrane transport. Lineage: Eukaryota; Metazoa; Arthropoda; Insecta; Hymenoptera; Trichogrammatidae. The record is from RefSeq and is a predicted model, not a curated record. The transcript is spliced from 15 exons. Gene Ontology annotation, cellular component: membrane.